AGCAACAAAAGCUGCAAAGACGACUCAGACCGGCUAAGCAGAAGACGUCUCUCAGAUAAGCCAAGCUGUGACAAGAAACCAACAGAGCUGCCUGUCAGAGUUAGACAAGUCACUUGGAAGGGACACUCUACGACCUGCAGGCUGUGCAGUGUGCCUCAGGUUCCCCAGCGUCCGUCCUGAGCUGUCAUCCAUUCUGGGGUGGGCCUUGGUGCACACGCUGUGACGAACGCAGCAGCAGCAGCAGCAGCAGCAGCAGCAGCAGCAGCAGCAGCAAGGUGGAUUUCCUUUGUGUUUAAAGAGAGAAAGAGGAAAAUGUCCCCGCGUCUGUAGAGAUGAUUUGCAGUCCAGCCCGGCUGAAGCUGACCGAAUGAGACUAUGGGCUGUGCCUCCGCCAAGCAUGUUGCUACUGUUCAAAAUGAAGAGGAAGCUCAGAAAGGGAAGAGCUACCAGAACGGAGAUGUGUUUGGCGAUGAGUAUAGAAUCAAACCCGUGGAAGAAGUCAAAUACAUGAAAAACGGGGCAGAAGAGGAACAGAAAAUCGCAGCCAGGAACCAAGAAAACCUGGAAAAAAGUGCCAGCUCAAAUGCAAGGCUUAAAACUAAUAAAGAAGUCCCUGGAUUGGUCCAUCAACCCAGAGCAAACAUGCACAUCUCUGAAAGCCAACAAGAAUUCUUCAGAAUGCUGGAUGAGAAAAUUGAAAAGGGUCGGGAUUACUGCUCUGAAGAAGAAGACAUCACAUAGCAUCACUUCUCCCUCUCGGACCAGGAGCUACUACUGUGUAAAUAGGUUACACCCCAGUUGAAACCUUUGCCAAGGUCGGUUCUCCUCACUGAACAGCACUAUAGCAAACGAAGACCGUUCCAUAUCGUAUGCCCCAUUAAAUAACAGUGUUUCUUAAUGAACCUGCAAAGGAAUAUUGCUAAACACACACACACAUACAUACACACACAAAAAAAAAAAAACAAAAA
Onychomys torridus (southern grasshopper mouse) is the source of this 968-nucleotide messenger RNA. It is a transcript of the gene C11H1orf21, whose product is annotated as chromosome 11 C1orf21 homolog. NCBI's taxonomy places the organism in Eukaryota, Metazoa, Chordata, Mammalia, Rodentia, Cricetidae. The transcript is spliced from 6 exons. The record is from RefSeq and is a predicted model, not a curated record. Bases 376 to 741 code for a protein of 121 amino acids.